Messenger RNA from Hippocampus comes (tiger tail seahorse), 3150 nucleotides. RefSeq names its product septin 6 (gene septin6). Lineage: Eukaryota; Metazoa; Chordata; Actinopteri; Syngnathiformes; Syngnathidae. The transcript has 11 exons. The record is from RefSeq and is a predicted model, not a curated record. Bases 97 to 1380 code for a protein of 427 amino acids. Gene Ontology annotation, molecular function: GTP binding.
AUAUGCCGAAGGAGAGGGCGAGCUUUCGGUGUAACCUCAGCUCUUCAGCUUCCCCCGCUCAACUCGGAGAUCUUGCUCGGCUAACGGCUAUCAUUAAUGGCGUCUACGGAGAUAGCGAGGCAAGCGGGAGAAGGUGCCCGCGCUGUACCUCUUGCUGGCCAUGUUGGCUUUGACAGCAUGCCUGACCAGCUGGUCAACAAAUCUGUCAAUCAUGGAUUUUGCUUCAACAUCCUCUGCGUUGGUGAGACAGGUCUGGGCAAGUCCACCCUGAUGGACACGCUGUUCAACACCAAGUUUGAGGGAGAGCCCACCCAGCACAAUCAGCCCGGCGUGACGCUCAAAUCCAACACCUAUGAACUGCAGGAGAGCAACGUGCGCCUCAAGCUCACUGUCGUCAACACGGUGGGCUUUGGAGACCAGAUUAACAAAGAAGACAGCUACAAGUCCAUUGUGGAAUUCAUCGAUGCCCAGUUUGAAGCAUACCUCCAAGAGGAGCUGAAGAUAAAGCGCACACUCCACAGCUACCACGACACGCGCAUCCAUGCCUGCCUCUACUUCAUUGCUCCCACGGGCCACUCACUCAAAUCCCUCGACCUGGUGACCAUGAAGAAGCUUGACAGCAAGGUCAACAUCAUCCCAAUCGUUGCCAAGUCGGAUGCCAUCUCCAAGAGUGAGCUGGCCAAGUUCAAAAUCAAAAUCACCAGUGAGCUAGUCAGCAACGGUGUGCAGAUCUACCAGUUCCCCACCGACGACGAGUCAGUUGCAGAGAUCAACUCCACCAUGAACAGCCAUUUACCCUUUGCCGUAGUGGGCAGCACGGAGGAGGUGAAGAUCGGGAACAAGAUGGUCAAGGCCCGCCAGUAUCCCUGGGGCACGGUGCAGGUGGAGAACGAGAAUCACUGCGACUUUGUCAAACUGCGAGAAAUGCUGAUCCGAGUGAACAUGGAGGACCUGCGGGAGCAGACGCAUACGCGCCACUACGAGCUGUACCGCCGCUGCAAGUUGGAGGAGAUGGGCUUCAAGGACACUGACCCUGACAGCAAGCCCUUCAGUCUUCAGGAGACGUAUGAAGCAAAGAGGAACGAGUUCAUGGGCGAGCUACAAAAGAAGGAAGAAGAAAUGCGGCAAAUGUUCGUCCAAAGGGUCAAAGAGAAGGAGGCGGAGCUUAAGGAAGCAGAGAAAGAGCUGCACGAGAAAUUUGACCGCUUGAAGAAACUGCACCAGGAUGAGAAGAAGAAGCUGGAGGACAAGAAGAAGUCCCUGGACGACGAGCUCAACACGUUCAAACAGAAAAAGACUGCCACUGAGCUCUUGCAGAAUCAAGCCCAGCAGGCCGGGGGCUCCACCACGCUCAAGCGGGACAAAGAGAAGAAGAAUUAACUGCUCCUACACUUGAUGCAUGCUGCUUGAUGCACCCUGUUCUGAGAAGGAUUCCUGUAGAAAAGUGCUCCCUUGUGGCCACCCAGCUGUGAAUGAUCGUCCCUUACAGUGAACCCCUCCCCAAUGUCCCUACAACCCCACAAAAUGCCCUCAAACCUGGGCGUUGCUCAGUUGGACUCCUUUUUAAACACACCAUUCUAAUUAUGAUGUUUAUUCUUUGUAUACAAGAUACAUUCCACGCUUCUCUAUUUUUCUAUGUAGUGUCUUUCUUGCAUGGCGUGUGUAGUGCGCUUUUUAUUUUCCAUAUUAACACACAACAUGACCUUGUUGUGAUGGGCAGAAAUGUGCCAAAGCUCAAGCGAAACACACUCGUGAAAGCUUCAUUUUUAAACAUAACUGUGCGGAAAUUAGUGACUAUUUGAUUAUUUUUUUAUUUGGGGGGUGGGGUUAAUUAUCAGUACAUGGAAGUGUGGUAGUAUUUGAAAAGUGCCAUUGCAAUUACAAUUAGGCAAUAUCAUUAAAUUGCUUUAAUGAUGUACAACAUAUGAUGAUUAGGGCCAAACUGAAAAGGGAAACAAUGUAAAAUUAAGGGGGGGUAAUAGUCAUAGGCCUUGCAAAUAGUCGGAAUGUUGCAAGAGAAAAAGCUGUAGUUUACAAGAAAGACAAGAAAAGAAUGCAUAUGAGGAACAAAAAAGUCAUGAUUCUAAGACAACAAAGUGGUAAUUUUGCAAGAACAUAAGUUGCAAUAUAACAAGAAAAUAGUAGUGGUUUGGCUGCAAUAAGAUUAGUAUCGUAUGAGAAAAGUUGUAAUCUUACCGGAAGAAAAUUGUGAUGUUCAGGCAUACAAAGUAGCAUAGUUUGUAUGCAGCACUUCUUACAGAAUAUUCCAAUGUCAAUUUUAAAGUAAGAUUAGAUUUUUCUUGAACAAUUUGAACUUUUUGUAUCAUUAAGACUUUUUGUCUCCUCACUUUUAUGCAACUUUGUUGUGAAACGUGGUUCUGGUUAAUAUUGUACUUGUACUGUAAUACUAUUACUACUUUAGCUCCUUGCAGAUUACCAAUUUAUUCUCAUAAAAUGCCAUCCUUUUCCUUAUUGGAUCUCAGUUUUCUUGUAAAAUGACUACUUUCCCUCGAAUUUCAAUUUAGUUUUCUAAAAAAUUUUAUUUUUUUCUCAUUAAUUCCGCUUUGUAUUGGUUAGCUAAAGAAUAAUACAGUAGAGGUAUGAUUAGGCAGUUUCCCUCUGCUUUAAGUUUGUCACGGUCUGUACAUCUUGUUCGUUCACUCUCGUCUAACCAAAGCACCAAAGGCUUUCCUUGGAAAAAGUAGUUAUUGUUCAAAUCCCACUCGGUGCUUAAAGACAACUAGCAGGUGAGCUAUGAAAGCUUCUAAACCUACUAUUAGACUUUGCAGCGUCAUCCUGAGUCAAAAUGUGCCAUAAGAGACUGAAGCAGUAAUCUCAGACACAUACUGUACACAAUGAGUGUUUCGCUUGGACUUCUAUCUUUGCCACUUCUCCCCAUACCUCAUUGACGGUCAUGUGUUUUAUACCUUUUCUAUUGUAUUAGCUGUCACAUUUGCACUUUUGUUUUUUUUUUUAUACACAAAUGUGAUGAAAUUUGUAUGUAUGUUGUCAGUGCAAUUGAUACUUUUUUUUUGUUUGUUUCUGCGAGUUUUUAUAAUGGCACAUUUUAAAAGUCAGUGGUCAUGUUUGUACUCCCCCAAGUUGUUUGUCUACAGAGGAAAUAAAGGCAGUUCUCACCAUGUUAGGACA